CGGAUAACCGCUGUAGUAUUCCCUUUCUAAUUCUGGGCCGACAGUAACUGGAUAAAGCAUCAGUUGAUUGCAAGCUUAUGUCAGUAAACAUAUAUUCAGACAUGAGUGGCCCUGAGACUGAUCCGACGACGUUUUAUUCGCCGAGUGCGUACUCAAAAAGAUACCCCAGGGACCAGAUAUUCGAAAAGCAUUUGGAGAUAGUCGGAAAAUUAAACAAAGAAGUACAGGGAAUCAAGUCAGAUUUAUACAAACCAUAUGGCAAAGGAAAGAGAGAAGUAUACCACAUUUAUGGUACUGACUUAGUUGACAGUGCUCCUAUUUUUAUAUUUAUUCACGGAGGAUACUGGCAAGAAGCUCAAGUGACACAUGACACGUAUGUCUUCAUAGCAAAGAACUUGCACAAACAAAAUGUAAAAACAAUAUUAAUCGGUUACGAACUUUGUCCCGCCGUCACUGUGGAGCAGAUACAAAAAAACGUAGAGGGCGCGUUGAAAAUAUGCUUGGAAUAUGCGAAGAACUUGGAAUCUAGAUCAGUGCACUUAGCUGGUCAUUCUGCAGGGGGGCAACUGGUAGCCAAUCUAUUAGAAUCGUUCGUCCCAUCAUUGCCAGAGGAAGAAAGAAAGCUCAUUCGCACAGCUUUUCUUCUAGCAGGUAUCUACGACAUCAUACCACUCACCAAGACUGAGUAUAAUGAACCUCUAAAGCUAGACGAGCAAUCAGCCAAGAAAGUCAGCCCGAUGUUCAAAAAAUUCCCAAAAUGUGAUGUAAAAGUGUAUGUCAUCGUGGCCGAGAAUGACAGUCCACCAUUUUUGACGCAAGGAAAGCAGUUCCACGAGCAUUUAAUCCAGCAGGGGUUAAAUUCCGAGCACAUCCUACUGAAGAACAUAGAUCACUUUGAUCUGAUGGAGAAUCUCGAUAACGAAGAAUUCGAAAUAAGCAAAUUAAUCACAAAAUGUGUAACAGAAUCCUAAAAAAAACUUAUUAAAUAAUUAAUUUUAAUAAAAAAUGUGUCCGCAUAAAUUUUUAUUUAGUCUACAAAUUCUCGAAUUAUCUGAUAUAAAUAUUUAUAGAUACACGAAUUACUUGUUUCUGUACGAGGCCAGUCACAAUUUAGAUUGUAACCUCUUUCUCUCAGGAUUGAAAUGAUAAUCUACGCUAGUACAAAAAUAAUUUAUUAAAAAUACACACGUUUACUAUUAGGUUGUUCGGAAAGUUCUUGCAGUUUUUGUUAUUUAUAUUUUAAAUGAUGUAUUUUACACUAAAAUUUGUUUAUAAUGCCUUGACUUUAUAUAUAACUUUAAGGCGCGUUUUUUGCUCUAUCUA
Messenger RNA from Acanthoscelides obtectus, 1323 nucleotides. The record is from the annotation of a GenBank genome assembly. NCBI's taxonomy places the organism in Eukaryota, Metazoa, Arthropoda, Insecta, Coleoptera, Chrysomelidae.